UCAUGCUGCUGCCAAGUCCAGAGUCUCUCAUGGGUCCCUGUACGGCCUCCCAUUGCUGCUGUCUCCAUCGCCACACUCUGCUGCCAUGUGCCACUUUCAGGUCUCCUCACACUGCUGGUGUGUUCCAUUUUUUGUCAUAGGGUGCUGGCAGAUUACGGGCCUCCCAUAGCUGCUGCCAGGCCCCUAAUCUGCCAUGGGCCCCUAUACCGCCUCCUCCUCAUGCUGCUGCCAAGUCCAGAGUCUCUCAUGGGUCCCUGUACGGCCUCCCAUUGCUGCUGCCUCCAUCGCCACACUCUGCCAUGUGCCACUUUCAGGUCUCCUCACACUGCUGGUGUGUUCCCAUUUUUUGUC
Staurois parvus is the source of this 351-nucleotide messenger RNA. Lineage: Eukaryota; Metazoa; Chordata; Amphibia; Anura; Ranidae. The record is from the annotation of a GenBank genome assembly.